This is a messenger RNA of Styela clava, 4350 nucleotides long. NCBI's taxonomy places the organism in Eukaryota, Metazoa, Chordata, Ascidiacea, Stolidobranchia, Styelidae. The record is from RefSeq and is a predicted model, not a curated record.
CUUAUGGACAGGAGGUAUAUUCACUUGGCUAACACAGACAGUCCAGACUAGUAAUAGAACUAAAAUAAGGAAACUCGGAAUAAAAUUAAGGCAUAAUCCCAACCUGGUACACAUACUACGGGAGCUCCGUUUUCAUUGUACAUAACUUCUAUUUCAAUUUAUAUAAUCCAUAGCAUAUUUUCCAACAUUUCACAUGAGUUUAAAAGUCAUAAUAUCUGCAUAGUUGACGUUCAAAUUUUUUCUCCGAACAUAGGUUAAAUUGGUCACGGUUAUGUAGUGAGGUAUUACGCAAUAUUCUGCUACGCAAUAUUCUUUGCGAUCUAACUUAUAUUAUUGUUUUCAGUUUCCAGGUUUCCUUUUAUAUAUUCUAGUAUUGCUAGAAGUUUUCUUGGAUUUGUGAACAUUCAGUUGACGUUAAGUACAAGCAGGGGUUUGAUCAAAUUCUACGACUUUGCAAACUUCAGUUUUUGCUUUUAAUAGAAAUGGAACCCGUAGCUAUUGCCCGAAUAACAGAUCAGGGAAAAUUUAUUGUUGAUGAUGAUAAACUGGUUGAAAUAUUCGGGUCACUUGAAGAUAAAGAUCUAUCAAUCAUUUCUGUCGCUGGUUCAUACAGAACUGGGAAAUCGUUCAUGCUGAACUUUUUUAUUCGAUAUCUUCGUGAACACGGGUGGGAAAAUAGCAAUUGGCUAGGAUCUGAUGAUAAAAAAUUACAAGAUGGUUUUGAUUGGAAACGAGGUUCAGAUCCUCAUACAAAGGGAAUCAAUGUUUGGCCAGAAGUAUUUGACGUUCCUUUGGAAAAUGGAAAAAAGGUUUCAGUGAUGAUUGUAGACACUCAAGGUCUGUUUGACAAUGAUAACACGCCAGAUACCAAUGCUAAAAUCAUGUCAAUCAGCACUUUACUUUGCUCGCAUCAAAUCUUGAAUAUCCAAAACCGUCUUCAGGAAAGAGAUCUGGAACAUUUGCAGCUUUCUGUAGAAUACGCCUGCGCUGCUGUUGGCCUCCAGGGAGAAAAAGAUAAAAGAGGGAAACAAAGAACAACCUUUCAGAAAUUGACAUUUCUGAUACGAGACUGGGUUAACGAUGACGAAUACCCAUAUGGGAAUGGAGGAGACAAGUACUUGGAUAAAAUAUUAAAAGCGAAAUCAAAAUCAAAAACCGUAAAUGAUGUGAAGGAGUCUGUGCAUCGCGCUUUUAACGAAGUCAAAGGCUUCCUCAUGCCGCCACCAGGAAAAAAGGUUUCCAAAGGAGAAAAGUCAACCCUUACAAAUAGAGAUAUCAAACAAAUUUUCCGUGAUUACACAAUGCAACUAACUGAAGCUACAUUGCAUCCAAGAAAUCUGAUUAUGAAACAAAUGUUUGGGAAGCCUAUCUCUGCUAGUGCGUUGAUGAAUCUUCUUGCAGCAGUCAGUAAUUCAUUUAGAGAUGGAAAGCUUCCAGAAAUCGGGACAAUGCUCGAAAACACAGUUCGAGCCAAUAAUGAUGAAGCUGUUCAAAGCGCUGUACGCCGAUACAAAGAAAAGAUGGCAGAACUUGUUCAAGGCGAAAUUUCCACACCUGAUGUUCUUCGUGAUUUUCACAAGAAUGCAGUUGGCGAAGCCACGAUAACAUUUUAUGAAAUAUCAACAUUGGGAGAAGAGAGUGAUAGAGAUAAAGCACAUCAACAUGCAAUAAAAGAAUGUGAAGACUAUUACAGAAUUGUGGAGCAGGAGAAUGAAACAAGAAAGUCCAAAGUAAUAGAAGAAAUCAACAACUUAUCAUCCGCCAUGGAAACCCAGUACAUGGUGACAAUGAGAGAUCAUGAUCUCACAAAACUCUCAGAAGAAGAUCUUGAAAGAAUAAACAUGACAUUAGGUGAAUCAAUAUUGCUGGAAUUUAAUAGGCAAACUGCAGAUUACCUACAAGCAAUGCCGAGUGAGGUCAAGAACAAACGUAAAAUAUUAGAACAACGUCUAUCUACUCAUUACGAAACGUUGGAAAAGGAGAGAUUAUAUAUUGAAAGAAAAAAAGAAUUGGACCAGCAAAUAAAUAAACUAAGAAUCAAUCAAGUAGCAAAUGAUGUUUUAUCAGAUAUUCAGAACGCGUUGUCUCAGUAUGCAAACGAAUACUGCAUGGACAUUCAAAGUAUUCAACAAACCAAGUACAAAAAAUGCUUGGAACAGUAUGAUGCAAUAACAAGGGAAUAUGAUGACGUUACUACAGUGAAAGAGGCUCGUGACAAAUUGAUUGAGAACAUGGAACAAUAUUUUGCGAAUCAUGUGAAGCCUGUCAACAAAAACAACAAGAGACAAUUAGAAUUGAAAUAUCAACAGCACAUUGAAGAUGAAUUGAAUGAAUAUGAUCGGCGGAUGAAAGAGAUUACUUCAGAUGGUAAAUGGAAAAAGAAUAAUGAUUUCUUACAAUCACACAAAGAACACAAAGAAAAAGCUACCAAAGACUUCAAUAGAUUAAUUGCAAAUAUAAAACCAUGUCUUCCAGAUGAGGAUGUGCAAAAAUGCAAAGAAAAAUUGAAUCAUAAAAUGGAAGAGAGAUUCAAUGACAUUCACAAGCAAAACAAUGACAGAAACAGAAAUUUGCAACAAUUGAAGGAGGAAAUGAAAUCAGGUCAAUUUGUUCAGGAAGCAUUUGGGAUUUACGAAACGGGAAUGGAUAAGCUUUUAACCAGUAGUGAAAGCUGCGAUAAUCUACAAACAGAAAACUCAAAAUUUGAAAAGAUGGCUGAAGACAAGUUCAAGGCUCUUUGUUACAGCAUAGGUUGUGACACUACGAAAGGUCUUGGAAAACUAAAAUUAUUGAUGGUUAAAAGAUUUGAUAUAUUCAAGAAAGUAAAUGAAAACAACAAGGAUGCAGCUUUCGAAAAAAAGAAACGCAAAGAAACAACGAAAGGGGUAAAAGAUUACCGCGGCAGUAUGGAAAGGUACAUAUCUCAAAAUUCUCCUCCUCCUCCGGACGACGAAGAUCUCAUAGAAAAGCACGAAGAUCUCAAAGAGAAAGCAGUUGAAGACUUUCGCAAUGCCUUGGGCAAAAACAAUAUAACCAAUGAAGAUAAGGAGGAAUUGGAAAAACAAAUAGAGGAACGGUUUUCAAUAUUCAAGAGUAAGAAUAACACUGAAAAAGAUAGACUGCAGCUUCAGCAACAAGAACACGAGACAAACAAAUCUCAAGUUGAAAAGGCUAGACAUGAAGCAUACAAUAAAUUUGUGAGCAGUAUGCGUAAUCCUACUCAAAGAUAUGUUUCUACAAUCCAAAACUCGUGUACAAAGGAAAAAACAGAGGCAAUAAAAUUGUUUGAUCAAACGACAGAAUCUUUAAAGACAAAGAUGUUCCAAAUUGUGGAGAAGGAAAAGGACACACUGAGCAACGAGAUUGAUGAACAUAUCGUAAUUGUAAAGCAAGGAAAUGAAGAAAAUAAGAAAAACAUGGAACUCAAGCAGAAAAACUUUAUUAAUGGUCUGGCACAAGAGUAUCAAUCAAAAAUGAACGAGGCUCUGAGUAAUGUGGCAACAACUGAAGAAGCUCUGGACAGUUGCGAAAAACAAUUUCUUGAAGAACAGGAGAGUAAACUUAAAGGCUAUCCAGAAUCGGUAUCAAUAGAAGCAGAAGAAAAAAUAAAAGAAAAAACAGAAGAAGCUAAGCGACAAAAUGAAGAGAAUAAAAAACACAGGUCUGUCAAAGUUGAAGAAGAAGGUUUGGGAUGGAAAAUACUUAAAGGGUUUGGCAAAGCCGUGACUUACCCAUUUCGAAAAAUUGGUAAAGGAGUACAGACUGUUUGGAACUAUAUAACUAAAUGAAUUUGAUUAUCGAUCGAAGAAUGACAAGAUUUUGUUUUCUCCUUAUAUAAUUGAGGAGAUCAUGAAAAUAUGGCAGUCAUAUUAGAUAUGUUGUAGAAAGUUGCUUGAUUUUGAUUAUUAAUUGUGUACAUACGUAUAUUCGUGUAUUCUUGCAUAAAAAAGAUAGGCAUUAUGUGUUUUUGUUGUUUUUCGGCCAGUCUGAUUCAUUGAUGGCAUAAAAAAAUUUAGACGCAGAUUGUUUGGGCCAAAAAGAAUAGUUUUAGUUCAGUGGAUAUACUGUGAUUUUGAAUAACAUGAAUUCAGUGAAAAAUUGAUUCAGUAAAUUUUCUCAUGAACAUUCACCAGUAAUUGUAUUGUGACAUCUCACAACACUGCAAUAUUUCCAUUUACAUUUCGAUAAAAUUCAGUGGCUUCGUUUUGUAAUUCUUAUUACUUUCCACUAUAGCAUUUGUUGUAUUGUCAAAUGGGGCAUUUGAAUAACACAUUGAUGCUAGAAUUCAGAAUUCAUUUUUAUCAAUAAUAGUUGCUACUAGAGUUUCAGCAUGUUUAAUUAACAAUUCUA